Messenger RNA from Cannabis sativa, 1269 nucleotides. RefSeq lists its product as uncharacterized. Gene Ontology annotation, molecular function: nucleic acid binding; RNA-DNA hybrid ribonuclease activity. Lineage: Eukaryota; Viridiplantae; Streptophyta; Magnoliopsida; Rosales; Cannabaceae. Bases 1 to 1269 code for a protein of 422 amino acids. The transcript has a single exon. The record is from RefSeq and is a predicted model, not a curated record.
AUGGAAAAUCUUGCAUUCGCCCUGGUAAUAUCGUCAAGAAAACUGCGACCUUAUUUUCAGGCCCAUAGCAUUGAGGUUUUAACAAACUACCCUUUGAGGAAAGUCUUAGCAAAGCCAGAGGCAUCAACAAGGUUGUUGAAAUGGUCAGUAGAGCUAAGCCAAUUCGACAUCAAGUACAAACCAAGAUCUGCGAUCAAGGGGCAGGCCUUGGCAGAUUUCAUUCUCGAGUUCCCAAGCACUGAGGUAGCUCUCGUAGAAGAAAAAAUUGAUACUAAUGUGCCAAAUGGCGAAGGAUGGACUUUGUACGUCGACGGAGCUUCUAAUACCGAAGGCUCCAGUGGCAGAAUCAUACUUAUCAGUCCGAACAAUUUUAAGGUACAUGCCGCUUUACGAUUUGAAUUUUCUGCAUCUAACAAUGAAGCUGAGUAUGAGGCUUUGAUCGCAGGAUUAAAGCUCGCCAUCGAAAUGAAGAUAGAAUACUUACAGGCUUUUAGCGACUCACAAAUCGUCGUAUGCCAAGUAAACGGAGAAUAUCUGGCCAGAGGUGAGCAUUUGGCUAAGUACCUCGAAAUAGUAUGCGAGUUAUUACAGAAAUUCAAGAAAGUAGUUGUCUCCCGAGUACCGCGUGCUCAUAACUCACAUGCAGACGCUUUGGCCCGCUUGGCCUCAACUAGAGAAGCUGAACUGCUCGAUGUGAUUCAUGUUGAUGUGUUAACUCACCCGACGGUGAGUCGAGAUGAAGUGAUGGAGAUAGAUGUUUCCAGAAAAGUUACUUGGAUGACUCCGAUAAUCACUUACUUGGAAAAGGAUAUCUUGCCCGAUGACAAAAUAGAAGCAAGAAAACUGCGACAUCGAGCUGCCCGAUAUGUCAUUUAUGAUGGAAGAUUAUAUCGCAGAAGUUUCAGUCAGCCGCUACUCAAAUGCAUUGACGGGGAAGAAUGCGACUAUAUACUCCGCGAGGUACAUGGGGGUAUCAGUGGGAAUCAUACUGGUGGUAAUUCUCUUGCCUUAAAAAUCAUGCGGCAAGGGUAUUACUGGCCCACACUGCGGCAAGACGCCUUCAACUUCGCAAAGAAAUGUGACAAGUGUCACCGAAUAGCCACGUAUGUUAACCAACCUCCGAGUGACUUGCAUUCUAUCACGAGCCCUUGGCCCUUUGCGGUCUGGGGCAUCGACCUGAUAGGAGACUCGCUGAAGGGAAAAGCAGAGUCAAAUACGCUGUUGUCGCGGUCGACUACUUUACCAAAUGGGCCGAAGCAAAGGCACUAG